UGACCGUCCCGUCCGCUGCCGGGGUGUUUGCUGAGCUCCGGUGGGGUCUAGAGGAGGAAGAGGAAGAUGCCCCGGGAGGAGGAGAGGCCGCAGCUGUGCGGCCUGACCCUGGCCUUGGCCUGGACGCUGCUGCUGCUGAGCCUGCCCCGCGCCGGCCUCGGCGCCGCCCCCGGCCCGCUCACCGAGCCCUGCCCCUGCGAAGACCCGGCGCUGUGCCGGCCAGUGCGAGGCCGCCGCGACUUCGAGGUUUUUGUCUUUGAUGUUGGAGGAAAAGCCUGGAAGUCUUAUGAUUGGUCUCAGAUCACAACAGUGGCAGUUUUUGGAAAGUAUGACCCUGAACUUUUGUGUUUUGCCCAUUCCAGAGGCUCCAGGGUAGUGCUUAAAGGCGAUGUCCCCUUAAAGAAUAUCAUUGAGCCUACUUUGAGAGAAGCCUGGAUAAUGAAACAACUCAAAUUGGCCAAAAACCAACACAUGGAUGGAAUUAAUAUAGACAUAGAACAAGACGUUGAAGAGUCAUCCCCUGAAUAUUACGCCUUGACAGCUUUAGUUAAAGAAACGACAGAAGCCUUCCAUCGGGAAAUUGAGGGAUCACAGGUCACUUUUGAUGUUGCUUGGUCUCCAAAGUGCAUAGACAAGAGAUGCUACGAUUAUAAAGGAAUUGCAGACUCCUGUGAUUUCCUCUUUGUGAUGUCUUAUGAUGAACAAAGUCAGAUCUGGACAGAGUGCAUCGCAGCAGCCAAUGCUCCCUAUAACCAAACCUUAAUGGGAUAUGAAAGCUAUCUCAAGAUGAACAUUGACCCUAAGAAACUUGUAAUGGGUGUUCCCUGGUACGGCUAUGACUAUCCUUGUCUGAAUUUAUCUGAGGAUCACAUCUGCACCCUUCCCAAAGUGCCUUUCCGUGGAGCGCCAUGUAGUGAUGCUGCAGGCCGCCAGGUGACCUAUAAAGCCAUCAUGGGUCAAGUGAGUAGUUCCAUUUCUGGGAGCCAGUGGAACACUCAACAGCAAGCCCCUUAUUAUAAUUACAAGGAUGCUGAUGGCCAUUUUCACCAGGUGUGGUACGACAAUCCAAAGAGCAUUUCUUUAAAGGCAGCAUUUGUAAGGGAUUAUGGUUUACGGGGCAUUGGGAUGUGGAAUGGAAACUGUCUUGACUACUCUGGGGAUGCAGUAGCCAAACAGCAAACUGAAGACAUGUGGAGGGCUUUAAAGGUAAAUGGGGAAAAGGACUAAUGAAAAAAUGCUGCUUAAGUAUACAGUUCAAGAAGUCAUUCUGUUUGCAGUUAUACAUCUUAUUUCUUGAAAAGAUAAAUAUAUUCAUUAUGUUUUCUUUCCAAAUAUUUCUGUUCUGUUCUGAAACAUUUUAAUAUUUGGUGUACUAAUAGAACUAAUUGGAUUGUCAGCUUAAUGCCUUUAAGUUGCUUUUCAAACAUAUAUUUUGAUAAUUUAAGAAACACAAAAGUUGAGAGAUGAGUCUAUCUUUCAGUAUGAAAUAAUCUUCUUUAUUUUAUAAGAUGUUUUAUCUGUCACUUAAUAAACCGUUAUUUUCAUAAUUUUAU
This is a messenger RNA of Dromiciops gliroides (monito del monte), 1553 nucleotides long. RefSeq names its product chitobiase (gene CTBS). The transcript has 7 exons. Bases 67 to 1227 code for a protein of 386 amino acids. Gene Ontology annotation, cellular component: extracellular region. Gene Ontology annotation, biological process: chitin catabolic process; carbohydrate metabolic process. The record is from RefSeq and is a predicted model, not a curated record. Lineage: Eukaryota; Metazoa; Chordata; Mammalia; Microbiotheria; Microbiotheriidae. Gene Ontology annotation, molecular function: chitin binding; chitinase activity.